AUGGAGAAAAAUGUUAUGCGUAGCAUGGAAUUGGUUGGCAGAGAGCGAAUGGAGGUUGCACAACAACUUUCUCUGUGGGGAGAAGGCUGUGACGAUGACGUUUCCGAUAUCACUGAUAAACUGGGUGUCCUGAUAUACGAGGUUGGGGAGUUGGAAGAUCAAUUCAUUGAUCGGUAUGAUCAAUAUCGGGUUACCAUUAAGAGCAUUCGAAACAUAGAAGCUUCCGUCCAACCCAGCAGAGACCGAAAACAAAAAAUCACCGACCAAAUCGCCCAACUUAAAUACAAGGAUCCAAAUUCGCCUCGCCUUGUUGUGCUAGAGCAAGAGCUUGUUCGUGCAGAGGCAGAAUCCCUCGUUGCUGAGGCACAGCUUUCCAACAUUACCCGUGAGAAAGUCAAGGCUGCCUUCAACUACCAGUUUGACGCUUUGAGGGAACACUGCGAGAAAUUAGCAAUUAUUGCAGGCUACGGAAAGCAUCUCGUCGAACUGAUCGAUGACACCCCUGUAACUCCCGGUGAAACCAGGGCUGCUUACGAUGGAUACGAUGCCAGCAAGGCCAUCAUCCAGGACUGUGAGGACGCAUUGACAAACUGGGUUUCUUCUGGAGCCGCAGUUCACUCGAAACUUUCUUCUCGUUCCCGUACCCUGUCCCAGAGGAGACGAAACAACAUCUCGAAAGGCCGCGCCGAUGGUGAGAUGACUAGUCACGAACAUUCCGUUCGCGGGGACCGUGAUUCAUGGUUGCCUGCAGAGCAGCACCCAAACUACACCCAGUCACAUAAUGAUGAGGACGAUAUCUAUGAGGAAGAUGACAUCCUCCAGACAAACGGCGACACAGCACGAGAGGAGAGGGUGCAGGUUGCCGCGUAA
Arthroderma uncinatum is the source of this 870-nucleotide messenger RNA. RefSeq names its product sphingolipid long chain base-responsive protein PIL1. The coding region runs from base 1 to 870 and encodes 289 amino acids. The transcript is spliced from 3 exons. Gene Ontology annotation, cellular component: eisosome filament; plasma membrane. The record is from RefSeq and is a predicted model, not a curated record. Lineage: Eukaryota; Fungi; Ascomycota; Eurotiomycetes; Onygenales; Arthrodermataceae. Gene Ontology annotation, biological process: negative regulation of protein kinase activity; eisosome assembly; endocytosis. Gene Ontology annotation, molecular function: lipid binding.